Molecule: messenger RNA, 1617 nt
Organism: Eruca vesicaria subsp. sativa (arugula)
Lineage: Eukaryota; Viridiplantae; Streptophyta; Magnoliopsida; Brassicales; Brassicaceae
Source: the annotation of a GenBank genome assembly
AUGAUCCCGCGGAGAUCUUUGAGUUGUUUAUGGUUUGUUUUGGGGUUGUUGUACAGCGCUAGUUUGGUUUCUGGUGGAGACAUAGUUCACCACGAUGACUCGCUUCCAGAGAGACCUGGUUGCAACAAUAAUUUCGUAUUGGUCAAAGUCCCAACUCGAGUCGAUGGGAAAGAAAAAGAGGAGUUUGUUGGUGUGGGUGCUAGGUUUGGGCCAACCUUGGAAUCUAAGGAGAAACAUGCUACCCUCAUCAAACUCGCCAUUGCUGACCCUGCUGAUUGUUGCACCACCCCCAAAUACAAGCUUACUGGAGAGGUCAUUCUUGUUCACCGUGGUAAUUGCAGUUUUACCACCAAAACUAAGGUAGCUGAAGCAGCUGGUGCCUCUGCCAUCCUCAUCAUAAACAACAGCACAGAUCUUUUUAAGAUGGUAUGUGAAAAGGGUGAAAACGUUUUAGAUAUCAACAUCCCUGUUGUUAUGCUACCUAUUGAUGCUGGUAGAAGCCUCGAGGAAACCGUUCACAGUAACUCCGUAGUUACUUUGCAGCUAUAUUCCCCCAAACGUCCAGCAGUUGAUGUGGCUGAGGUCUUCCUAUGGCUUAUGGCUGUUGGUACCAUUUUAUGUGCUUCUUAUUGGUCUGCGUGGACCGCUAGGGAAGAAGCCAUUGAGCAAGACAAGCUACUAAAGGACGGAUCAGAUGAACUUUUGCAGGUAUCAACCGCAAGCUCUAGAGGGGUUGUUGAGAUCACUGUGAUAUCAGCAAUUUUGUUUGUGGUGGUUGCUUCUUGUUUCCUCAUCAUGCUCUACAAGCUUAUGUCAUUCUGGUUUAUAGAAGUGUUGGUGGUACUCUUUUGCAUUGGUGGCGUAGAGGGGCUGCAAACCUGUUUGGUCGCUUUGCUCUCAUGUUUGGGAUGGUUCCGCCGCUUUGGAGAAUCAUAUGCCAAAGUUCCUUUGCUGGGUGCAGUCUCAUACUUGACGCUGGCCGUUUGUCCCUUUUGCAUAGUAUCUGCUGUUAUCUGGGCAGUUUACCGCCAAUACCCUUUUGCUUGGAUUGGGCAAGAUAUUCUUGGAAUCUCGCUGAUAAUCACAGUUCUUCAAAUCGUCAGGGUACCAAAUCUGAAGGUUGGAGUUGUCCUUCUCAGCUGUGGCUUCAUGUAUGACAUCUUCUGGGUUUUUGUUUCAAAAUGGUGGUUCCGUGAAAGCGUGAUGAUUGUCGUAGCUCGUGGUGACAAAAGCGGAGAGGACGGCAUCCCAAUGCUACUAAAGAUCCCACGUAUGUUUGAUCCUUGGGGUGGCUACAGUAUCAUUGGCUUUGGCGAUAUCAUCUUACCAGGACUGCUUGUUACUUUUGCACUAAGAUACGACUGGCUGGCAAAUAAGAGGCUCAAGUCUGGUUACUUCCUUGGGACAAUGUCUGCUUAUGGUCUAGGUCUUCUCAUAACAUACAUUGCCCUAAAUUUGAUGGACGGACACGGGCAACCAGCUUUGCUUUACAUCGUUCCAUUUAUACUUGGUACUUUGAUAGUGUUAGGUCAUAAGAGAGGUGACCUGAAGACCUUAUGGACAACAGGGGAGCCCGAGAGGCCAUGUCCUCACAUUCGCCUUCAACCUCAAUCUUAA